Messenger RNA from Camelus dromedarius (Arabian camel), 4324 nucleotides. RefSeq names its product BOS complex subunit NOMO1. The transcript is spliced from 31 exons. Gene Ontology annotation, molecular function: carbohydrate binding. The coding region runs from base 153 to 3821 and encodes 1222 amino acids. Lineage: Eukaryota; Metazoa; Chordata; Mammalia; Artiodactyla; Camelidae. Gene Ontology annotation, cellular component: endoplasmic reticulum membrane. The record is from RefSeq and is a predicted model, not a curated record.
GGGCGUGGGGCCGGAGCGCGCAUGCGCAGUGGCGGCGGGAGGGGCGGGGCCUGGGCUGUCAGCCGCCCGCAGAAGAGGAAGCCUUGGACAGCGCGGGGUGUAAGGGGCGGGCCCGGGAGGCCUGCUGAGGGUCGGGCGGCAGAGGCCGGGCCAUGCGGGAGUGCUGGGCCGUGGGGCCGCCGGGGCCGGUGGUGGUGGCCGCCACCGUGGUGCUGCUGCUGAGCGGCGUGGGCCCGGCGCGCGGCUCCGAGGACAUCGUGGUGGGCUGCGGAGGCUUCGUCAAGUCGGACGUGGAGAUCAACUACUCGCUCAUCGAGAUAAAGUUGUACACCAAACACGGGACUUUGAAGUACCAGACAGACUGUGCCCCUAACAAUGGUUACUUUAUGAUCCCCUUAUAUGAUAAGGGAGAUUUCAUUCUGAAGAUUGAGCCUCCCCUAGGGUGGAGUUUUGAGCCGACCACCGUGGAGCUCUACGUGGAUGGCGUCAGCGACAUCUGCACAAAGGGCGGGGACAUCAACUUUGUGUUCACGGGCUUCUCUGUGAAUGGAAAGGUUCUCAGCAAAGGGCAACCCCUGGGGCCCGCAGGAGUUCAGGUGUCUCUGAGAAACACGGGCACCGAAGCCAAGAUCCAGUCCACGGUCACACAGCCUGGUGGAAAGUUUGCAUUUUUUAAAGUUCUUCCUGGUGAUUACGAAAUCCUUGCAACGCAUCCGACCUGGGCACUGAAAGAGGCAAGCACCACUGUGCGAGUCACCAACUCGAAUGCCAACGCCGCCGGGCCCCUCAUCGUGGCUGGCUACAACGUGUCUGGCUCUGUCCGCAGUGACGGCGAACCCAUGAAAGGCGUGAAGUUUCUUCUCUUCUCUUCUCUAGUAAGCAGAGAGGAUGUUCUGGGCUGCAACAUCUCCCCAGUGCCCGGGUUCCAGCCACAGGACGAGAGUCUGGUGUAUUUGUGCCACGCGGUUUCCAAAGAAGACGGCUCCUUCUCUUUCUAUUCCUUGCCAAGCGGGGGCUAUACUGUGAUUCCAUUCUAUAGAGGGGAGAGGAUUACCUUUGACGUUGCUCCUUCCAGACUUGACUUUACGGUGGAACAUGACAGCCUGAAAAUUGAGCCUGUGUUCCACGUCAUGGGAUUCUCUGUCACCGGGAGGGUCUUGAAUGGACCUGAAGGAGAGGGCGUUCCAGACGCAGUGGUCACCCUGAACAACCAGAUCAAAGUCAAAACAAAAGCUGAUGGCUCAUUCCGUCUGGAGAACAUAACAACUGGGACAUACACCAUCCAUGCGCAGAAAGAGCACCUCUUCUUUGAAACCGUCACCAUCAAAAUCGCACCCAACACGCCUCAGCUGGCUGACAUCAUCGCCACAGGGUUCAGCGUCUGCGGCCAGAUAUCAAUCAUCCGCUUCCCUGACACUGUCAAGCAGAUGAGUAAAUACAAAGUUGUCCUGUCCUCUCAAGACAAGGACAAGUCUUUGGUCACUGUGGAGACAGAUGCUCAGGGAUCAUUUUGUUUUAAAGCGAAACCAGGGACCUACAAAGUCCAGGUGAUGGUUCCUGAGGCGGAGACCAGAGCUGGGCUGACGUUGAAACCCCAGACGCUGCUUCUGGCUGUGACUGACAGGCCUGUGAUGGAUGUGGCCUUUGUGCAGUUUUUGGCAUCAGUUUCUGGGAAAGUCUCUUGUUUGGACACCUGCGGUGACUUGCUGGUGACCCUGCAGUCCAUGAGUCGCCAGGGUGAGAAGCGGAGCCUGCAGCUCUCCGGCACCGUCAACUCCAUGACUUUCACAUUUGACAAUGUGCUGCCUGGAAAAUACAAAAUAAGCAUCAUGCAUGAAGAUUGGUGCUGGAAGAACAAGAGUCUGGAGGUGGAAGUUCUGGAGGACGAUGUGUCCGCGAUUGAGUUCCGGCAGACGGGCUACAUGCUGAGAUGUUCCCUUUCUCAUGCCAUCACUCUGGAAUUUUAUCAGGAUGGAAAUGGACCUGAGAACGUGGGGAUUUAUAACCUCUCCAAAGGAGUCAACCGAUUCUGCCUGUCCAAGCCUGGCGUGUACAAGGUGACCCCUCGCUCCUGCCACCGGUUCGAGCAAGCAUUCUACACCUAUGACACGUCUUCACCCAGUAUCUUGACGUUGACAGCCAUUCGCCACCACGUCCUUGGAACCAUCACCACUGACAAGAUGAUGGAUGUCACCGUGACCAUCAAGUCUUCCAUUGACAGUGAGCCCGCCCUGGUCCUCGGCCCCCUGAAGUCCGUGCAGGAGCUGCGGAGGGAGCAGCAGCUGGCGGGGAUCGAGAGCCGCAGGCAGGAGAGGGAGAAGAACGGUGGGGAGGACAGCAGCGGGGGAAGGACCAAGCCCCCCGCGCAGGAGAUGGUGGACGAGCUCCAGGGCCCCUUCUCCUACGACUUCUCUUACUGGGCACGGUCCGGAGAGAAAAUCACUGUCACACCCUCGUCUAAAGAGCUGCUCUUUUAUCCUCCUUCCAUGGAAGCCACCGUCAGUGGAGAAAGCUGCCCAGGGAAGCUGAUUGAGAUCCAGGGGAAAGCAGGCUUAUUUCUAGAAGGUCAGAUCCACCCAGAGCUGGAAGGAGUUGAGAUUGUCAUCAGUGAAAAGGGGGCAAGUUCACCCCUGAUCACAGUCUUUACCGAUGACAAAGGUGCCUAUAGCGUUGGGCCCCUGCAUAGUGACCUGGAAUAUAGCGUGUCCUCACAGAAGGAGGGCUACGUUUUGACUGCAGUGGAAGGAACCAUAGGAGACUUUAAGGCUUAUGCCUUGGCAGGCGUGAGCUUUGAGAUAAAAGCUGAAGAUGACCAGCCCCUCCCCGGGGUCCUCUUAUCCCUCAGCGGUGGUGUGUUUCGUUCGAACCUCCUGACUCAGGACAAUGGCAUUCUGACCUUCUCAAACCUGAGCCCCGGCCAGUAUUACUUCAAGCCCAUGAUGAAGGAGUUCCGCUUCGAGCCAUCCUCACAAAUGAUUGAGGUGCAGGAGGGACAGAACUUGAAGAUCACCAUCACCGGCUACCGCACAGCCUACAGUUGCUAUGGUACAGUUUCUUCCUUAAAUGGAGAACCAGAACAGGGUGUUGCCGUGGAAGCAGUGGGACAGAACGACUGCAGUAUUUAUGGAGAAGACACCGUGACAGAUGAAGAAGGGAAGUUCAGGUUACGUGGAUUGCUGCCAGGAUGUGAAUACCACAUUCAGCUCAAGGCAGAAGGCAACGACCACAUCGAGCGGGCCCUCCCCCACCACCGGGUGAUUGCGGUUGGGAAUAACGACAUCGAUGAUGUGAACAUCAUAGUUUUCCGGCAGAUAAAUCAAUUUGACUUAAGUGGAAAUGUGAUCACCUCCUCCGAGUAUCUUCCCACAUUAUGGGUAAAGCUUUACAAAAGUGACAACCUCGACAACCCGAUCCAGACGGUAUCCCUGGGCCAGUCCCUCUUCUUCCACUUCCCGCCGCUGCUCAGAGACGGCCAGAAUUACGUGGUGCUUCUGGACUCCACGCUGCCCAAGUCCCAGUACGACUACGUCCUGCCGCAAGUGUCCUUCACGGCAGUGGGCUACCAUAAGCACAUCACCUUGAUUUUUAAUCCCACGAGGAAGCUGCCCGAGCAGGACAUCGCGCAGGGAUCCUACAUCGCCCUGCCGCUGACGCUGCUCGUCCUGCUGGCCGGCUACAACCACAACAAGCUCAUUCCCUUGCUACUGCAGCUGACAAGUCGACUGCAGGGAGUCCGAGCCCUCGGCCAGGCGGCCUCUGACACUAGUGGCCCGGAAGACGCAAAGAGACAAGCCAAGAAACAGAAGACAAGGCGGACGUGAGAGAAGAGGCCACAGAAAUCUCCCUGGGGACGGGCGGUGACCCAGGGGCCACCGCCCGCCCCUGGCGUGAAAGACGCAUGUGACUCACCCCAGCACGCGCCGUUGGCCCUGGGCUCCUCCGUCGGGUCUGCGUAGCCGCGCGUCCCCGCCCUCCUCUCGUCCAGCCCCUGGUUCAAUGCCGUGAAUGGAUCCUCCUGUCACUCUGCUGAACACAAUUUGUUUUCUGAGUUGAAGAUAAUUUAUUAAUAUUAUUUUUGUCAAAGAAAUAUUUAAGCUGUGCUGGUGGUGUGAGAAUGUAACCCCUCAUUUCAGCGUUCAUGUGUAAGAAGAGCUCCAGCAAACGUGGGGUUUGGCACGUGAUCAGGCACCCGUUGGAUUUACCUUUCCCUUCACUUCCCUUUGCAUCUGAGACCCCUGCUAGAAACUGCACAGCCUGUAUGUACCACUAGGAGGGUAUGUUAAGAGGUAAAAAUCAAUAAAACUGACCAUUUGUUUGUGUCAUG